Candidula unifasciata is the source of this 901-nucleotide messenger RNA. Lineage: Eukaryota; Metazoa; Mollusca; Gastropoda; Stylommatophora; Geomitridae. The record is from the annotation of a GenBank genome assembly.
AAAUUCAUUGGACGUCAAUGGAAGACUCAAUAUUCGCAUUCAGCAAACUCAGGACGAUAACAUCACCUGGGUUGGGUACAUUGAAGAUCCUAGAAGAGCUGGUGACGAUGAUAUUGGGGCACUUUACUAUGUCGUGGCUGUGAUCCUCAUUUAUGGUCUAUCUAUCGUCAUGAUGAUUGCCUCACAUAUACGGAAGAAUAAACAGGACAACCAGUUGAGGACAUACCUGAAGGAAAUGGCUAAACUCAGGAAAAAUGACCGAAGAGAAAAAGUGCUCAGUAAAAUUAACGACAUCUCCAGAAGCCAUCUGCAGCAUGAAGCCAAACAGAAGCUGCAACAGAAAGUUAAGGACGCGGCUCCAGAGAGUGAGGCUAACACUGAAGCUUUCCAACCGCUAAUGACAAAAGAAACUACUGAAGACACUGCAGAUGUCUCCCUGCAACCAUACUGCUGUAUUUCUGCAGAAUCUCAUUCACCAUCUUCUUCUGAAUGUCAGAACAGUGAUCACCGAGGCAUAAACAGAUCUCUCAGUCAUCUCGAGGGCACUAGGAGAAAGAGCAGCGACUUUCAACUUGCUGGUACUCAAGACUGCAAGACACUGAGACUACAGGAGAAAAGGUCUACAAACUUUAGUGAUCACAAGUCGGUGAUUUCACCGGUGGAAAGAAGACGCGCAAGUAUAAACGAUUUCCAUUUAUCACCUUUGUAUGGGCGGCAGCGUUCCUUAACAGACCACGAGCUCCAACAUCAUCGUUUUACCAAACCUAGAUAUUCACUGCCCAUCGAUCCCAAAAUUCAUCAAAUUAAAACACACAACAUGAAACACACUAACCAACGAGGAGAGAGAAAGCCAUCACUACCAACGAGUUUCCAUGUCGUUAAUGAAGAUGCGGUUUUGUGA